Megalops cyprinoides (Indo-Pacific tarpon) is the source of this 3625-nucleotide messenger RNA. Its product is annotated as rho GTPase-activating protein 45-like. Gene Ontology annotation, biological process: signal transduction; activation of GTPase activity. Gene Ontology annotation, molecular function: GTPase activator activity. Gene Ontology annotation, cellular component: membrane. The transcript is spliced from 23 exons. The record is from RefSeq and is a predicted model, not a curated record. NCBI's taxonomy places the organism in Eukaryota, Metazoa, Chordata, Actinopteri, Elopiformes, Megalopidae. The coding region runs from base 104 to 3625 and encodes 1173 amino acids.
CGUUACUAUAACGUCAAUGAAGGUUUCGCACGAGAGACCUGAAAUAUAUCGAUUAGACAGCUAAUGGAUUUAAGUUAUUAGCAAGUGGAAACUCUGAGGAAACAUGCUGAAACGUGGAGUAGGUGGCAAAUCCAGCUACAGUCCAUAUUCAACAGACCAGAGGGUUAAGAAAACUGGGACUAAAGCCAAAGGUAAACUGGACCUGUUGCCGAACAGACCCAACGUCUGGCUCAAACAGCUCUCCGUUCUCCAGGAGCAGCCUCGUCGGGAUGCUUUUGAUGCCUCCUCUGCCCUUUCGUCCUCUGGCCUCUUGGACCCCUCCUACUCGUGCCCGGGAACACCCUGUCUCCAACACCAGAAGUUGGCUGGCUGCCCCUCCCCAGUGGCCACCCUCAAGCGGCCCACUUCACUGAGCCGCCAUGCCAGCGCCGCUGGCUUCCCCCUCCAGUCCUGGGUUCUGAACAAGGGCCUUGGCAAAGGAGCGUUAGCUCAGAGCCCCACCUUGGAGAGCGUAGAGGCUGCAGCCAUCAAGGUGGAGGACAUCCCCGCACUGCUCCGGGACGUGGCCCGUUUUGCUGAAGCUGUGGAGAACCUGAAGGAUGUGGUGCUUAGGGAAGACAAACAGGAGAACCGGCGGCCGCUGGCGCACGAGUGCCUGGGGGAGGUGCUGCGCAUUCUGCGGCAGAUCAUCAGCACCUACCCCCUGCUCAACACCAUGGAAACCCUCACGGCAGCCGGCAAACUCAUCUCCAAGGUCAAAGGAUUCCACUAUGAGGCGACCAAUGAGGACGACAAGAAGGGUUUUGAGAAGGCUGUUGAGACCAUCGCAGUGGCUUUCAGUAGCGAUGUGGCGGAGCUGCUGGUGGGGGAGGUGGACAGCAGCACCCUUCUGUCCCUGCAGCCGUCGGAGAAGAGCAGGUCCAUGGAGAACCUGCAUGGAGGAGUACCAGGUCAGGGGGUGGACAGCACACUAAUGAAGGGCGAUGUGGAGGGUUUUGUGCUGAGUACCGAGGAGGUGGACGUCAUCCUCCAGCGCAGUGAGGGAGGAGUGGACUCUGCUCUCACCUACGCCAAGAACAUGUCCAAAUACAUGAAGGAUGUCAUCUGCUAUGUGGACAAGAGGAUUGCACUGGAGGUGGAGUUUGCCAAGAGCCUGCAGAGACUAUAUCAAUCCUGCAAGCAGAGCAUUGCACAGCCUCACAUGCCCUUCUUCUCCAUCUACUCCCUGGCUCUGGAGCAGGACCUGGAGCAGAGCCUGGGAGUGCAGCAGGCUUCAGGCACCCUGCACAACCAGACCUUCCUGCAGCCUCUGAUGCAGCGAAAGCAGGAGCAUGAGAAGAAACGGAAGGAGAUCAAGGAGCAGUGGCAGAGGGCCAAGAGGAAGCUGCUGGAAGCAGAGGCUGACUUGCGCAAGGCGAAGCAGGCCUACAUCGCUCGCUGCGAGGAGUACGACAAGGCCAAGACGGUGGCCAGCCGGGCUGAGGAGGAAGGUGGCAGCUCCAUCACCAAGACAUUGGACAGGAAGAAACGGCUCGAGGAGGAGGCCCACAGCAAGGCUGAGGAAGCCGAGGCCACGUACCGCGCCUGCAUUGCAGUCGCCAACAACCAGCACCGGGAGCAGGAGCAGGUGAAGGUCAGUGUCCUGCGGCAGAUCCAGAACAUCAUCAAGCAGAGCGACCAGACCCUGCGAUCGUGCACGAUAUCCUACUACCAGAUCAUGCACAUGCAGACUGUUGCCCUGCCCGUCCACUACCAGACGCUGUGUGAGAGUAGCAAGCUGUAUGACCUGGGCCAGCAGUAUGCCGCCUAUGUGAAGGACCUGCAGAGGACAGAGGAGUCCAAGGCCCAUUAUGACUUUGAAUCCUACACUGCUGCCUCCACACAACAGCCUGUCAGAGCUCGCAAUGACAGCAACACAGACCGUCCAAACAGUGCUGAAGCCCUGCCCAGCGCUGGGCAGGCAGCCACAGGAGAAAGAGACCCUUUCCAUAAACAGAGGAAGGCACGAGGUCAUCAGUCCCAUAAAUCGUGGCCCUCAUCACUGAGUGACACUGACAGUGUGGGCGGAGCCAGUGGCCUGCAGUCCCCUGCUGCCAGCACAGGAGACAUCAGGAAAUUACCCAGGACCUCCUCUACCGGGACCAUGUCGUCCAACGAGGAGCUGGACGAGAAGGAUGGAACCGUAUCCUCUUUCGAACAGAGCUUGAAUGGGAUUGAGCCUGAGAUUGUGGUGCCCACCGGACCAUUCCGCAACGUGGGGCUGUCCAAGGCUGCGCGGACACACCGGCUGCGCAAACUGCGCACACCAGCAAAAUGCCGGGAGUGUGACAGCUACGUGUACUUCCAGGGGGCGGAGUGUGAGGAGUGUUUCCUGGCCUGCCAUAAGAAGUGCCUGGACACGCUGGCCAUCCAGUGCGGGCACAAGAAGCUGCAGGGCCGCCUUCAGCUCUUCGGCAGGGAAUUCUCCCAGGCGUCGCACGGCAGUGCGGACGGCGUCCCCUUCAUCAUCAAGAAGUGCAUCUCAGAGACUGAGAGGCGGGCGCUAAAGAUGAAGGGCAUCUACCGGGUGAACGGGGUGAAGACGCGGGUGGAGAAGCUGUGCCAGGCCUUCGAGAACGGCAAGGAACUGGUCGAGCUCUCGCAAGCCUCACCGCACGACAUCGGCAAUGUGCUCAAGCUCUACCUCAGACAGCUGCCUGAGCCCAUCAUGCCUUUCCGGCUGUAUCACAGUCUGAUGGGCAUUGCCAAGGACAGCCUGCAGUCAGAGGCCCCUGAGGGAGGAGGCGCUGGGAAAGGGGCAGAGGUGGUGGACCUUGGCACUGAGACAGACCCUGAGGUGUUGGUCUUGGUGGACAAGCUGCGGGAACUUUUGAAAGAGCUCCCCCAAGCCAACAUGGCCACACUGCACUACAUCAUAUGCCACCUGCACAGGAUUGCAGAGUUUGAGCAGGAGAACAAGAUGAGCCCCAGUAACCUGGGUAUAGUGUUUGGGCCCACGCUAAUGCGGCCCCGGCCCACAGGGGCCACUGUGUCCCUGUCCUCGCUGGUGGACUAUCCAUACCAGGCCCGCAUUGUGGAGACACUCAUCGUCUUCUACCGCAACAUCUUCUUGUCCUGCUCCAGAAGCUCCUUCACUUCCUCCCCACAGUCCAGCCAGGACUACACAGAUGCAGGGAGUAAGCAAGACAGGGGUGAGGGAGAUGGACAGGAGGCCUCUGAGGACCAGAGCAUGCCGGAUUUGGAAGAUAAGCUAGAGGACCGCUGCGGCUAUCCUUUAGGCUCCUAUGAGCCCUGUGAGCAAUCUGUGGAUUCAGAUUCAGAUCUUGAAGGAGCAGGAGGUGGGAAUCAGGACAGUCCCUUCCAAACGGCCAGUGACGAUGACCAGCUGUGUCCCAGAGGGACUCUAGUCCUGCCCCCCUUAGACAGCGUCCCCCCUGCUGUUCCCAACAGUGAACCCCCUGAAAUGGAGAGCCCAGAGCAGGAACUGGCCUCUUCUCUGGCAGGGCUCAACACCAAUCAGUCAAACAACAGAAGCACAAGACCCCUGAGGCUGCCCCUGGUGCGCCUGUGUAAGGGGAAGCUAAAUGUGACCAAAGAUAAGAGCAGACAGCCAGAGUUUGUGUAG